Molecule: messenger RNA, 948 nt
Organism: Orbicella faveolata
Lineage: Eukaryota; Metazoa; Cnidaria; Anthozoa; Scleractinia; Merulinidae
Product: cyclin-dependent kinase 8-like
Biological process (GO): protein phosphorylation
Cellular component (GO): nucleus
Molecular function (GO): ATP binding; protein serine/threonine kinase activity
Source: RefSeq, a predicted model, not a curated record
UCAUUCUCAUCUCCAGAGGCCGUGCUCCUUUUGGUCAGCAGCAUAAUAACAUUGCGCGUGCGUGUUAAGGACUUGACUGUGAUUUGCGACUGAACAACAACAACAAAAAAAACGAAACCAGAAUUUCAACUCGGGCGUUUCCUUUGGAAAGCCCAAAUUAGCACGAUGGGUGCUAAUUUGAAUUAUUAUGAUAAUUAAAAUUGUUGUUGAUUGGCAGCAAGUACAAUACUAUACACGUAAAAUGCUUAUUGUUUAGCGCAAUUCUGAUAAAGAAGGAAAUAGCUGUACUUGAUGGUUUUUGAUGUAGUGUUGUUUGAUUUCUGCAGCUGACAUGGGAUUUGCCAGGCUGUUCAAUGCUCCAUUAAAGCCUCUUGCUGAUCUGGAUCCAGUUGUGGUGACAUUUUGGUACAGAGCACCUGAGUUACUUCUUGGUGCUAGACAUUACACAAAAGCCAUAGAUAUAUGGGCUAUAGGUUGUAUUUUUGCAGAGCUAUUAACAUGUGAACCCAUAUUUCAUUGCCGUCAAGAGGAUAUCAAAACUAGCAAUCCUUAUCACCAUGAACAGCUUGAUAGGAUAUUCAACGUAAUGGGAUUUCCACAAGGUGAGUUUCAUGUGCUGCAGUGAUGUCUGACAUAAGAUAACCUUCUUGUUAGACUGAUGUGAUGGCAGGUGUACAAGUAGGCAUAUACGUACAUUUUUAGAUUGAUGCGAUUCGUCAGUAACGCCUUUGAUGCAGACAAUAUCUGAACAUACAUGUACAAAAUUGCUGCAAUAAUCCCCUGCAAGCAUGUUAGUGCUAAUCCUAUUGUUAUCUUUUCUUAAUCUAUUGUGGUGUAGGUCUUGUUAAAUCAAGUGUUUACCUUGGGAUGAUUAGGUACAUGUAGUACAGCCUUCAAUAAACAAUAAAAAUAAAAUAAAUUAUAUAGUGUAAUACACAAUACAAUACA